CAUCGUAAGAACCGCUUUUUCCAAACUUACACGACGACGCUCCCGUGAAUUUUCUCGUGUUGCACCGUGCAUUUUCCAUUUUUCAGCGUUUUUCUCGCCGCGAAAUUGUGCGUUUUCCCGCGAACUGUUCGGCGACAGACAAAGCGAAUCCGUGCAAAGUCAAUAUCCGGCGUUUUCGGUUCCUCUCUUUGGCCAGUCGGACGGACGAAGAACGUGUCGGUACAUGCUCGUGCGUUUGUUGUGGAAGCGAGCAGCAGAAAAUGGAUUCUAGCGCGAAGCCGAUCGAGGGAGUUUCAGGCCCCGGAACACCGACGAAGCGCACACCGAAGCGGAAGGCGGAUGCAUUCCAGAAGGAAAGUGAGGAGUUACUGAAAACGCUCGGUGUUAGCGCGGAGGAUCUAGAAGAUGGGCGUCGUCGGACGAGAUCGAGCGCUCGUGGUGUCACAGCAACACCACCGACCACGCCGGCAACACCGCCUGCUAAGCGCGCUCGAGGCACAACCGCAACCGCGUCAAAGGUAUCGCCAACAUCAUCAUCAUCAGCGGCGGACUCACAGAAAGCCACCAGCAAAUCUACACCCAAGAAGCGAGGUGGUCAAGUAACCGAGCCAAAAAAGAUCAGUCUUCAAGUCGAGGAACAGUCGAAGGAAAACAAAAAACCUGCGAAAUCAAAGGAACCAUCCGUUGAAAAGAUGGAAACUGAUGCUGCUCCUCCUGCGACUGCGGCAAACACUGCCAGCGAAGUAUCCAGUGAAGCAAAGGAAGAAGCGCCCGUGGUCAAAGAUACAGACACCCCGAAGCCCAGCGAGGAGAGCCAGAAUAAGGAAGAAGUUUCCUCGUCCAAGGAAACGGCGGAUGAUGUCGAAAAAGCUGUUGCUGACGACGUGUCGGAGACGAAGCCAUCUUCCGAAUCGUCUUUAGCAAGCAAAGCCGAGGAGGAGAAGGUAUCGAGCGAAGUAGAAGCGGUAGUGGCAAAGGAUGAUGAUGGUGAGACUAAAAAGCCGUCUGUUGAGGAACCGACGCUGAAAGAACCGGCUUCAGAAGCGAUGGAAGUAGACUCACAGAAGAGUACGGCAGAGGUUCCAGCAACCGUGGAGGAACAGCCCGCUACUGUUGCUGACUCGACUGAGAAAGCAUCGGACAACGUGGAUGCAACCGUUGCAGCGGAUGAAAAGGAGACACCGGUAGUCCCGGAUGCCCCAACUGAAGUGGUGGCUAACGGCGAGGUAGCGGCUCCGAUCAUCUCCGAAGCAGCACCAGCGGAAGUACCAGCCGAAAAAGAAGUAAAGGAGACAAUCCAAGCUAGCGCUGUUACCGAAGUGUCCGCAAAGAACGACGAAGAAACCGUUGUGAAGCCGAAGGAUGCUGCUCCCGAAGUUGAUGCAGUGGCUAUCAAAAGUUCAAUCGUCGAAUCGGAUAAAUCUUUGGCUAAAGUAGAGGAAACCGUCACGAGCAAUAGUGUUGACUGCGAUCGCAAGGAAGACAGCGCUGUGGAGAAGAUCAAUUCAAUUGCCGAACCGAAGAUUGUUUCGACGGAAUCAGCGACAGCAGUGGCGGAGGCAGCACCGGCAGCGGCCCCUUAAAGCAAGCCAGAUUCGUUCACCGGUUACCAGUUGUUGUUCCGCUUCAUUUUCUUAUGGUUAGUUGCCGAGUUUAGUUAUCGUGAGAGGGCACCAAAAAGCUACUCUGCGCGAAUUCGUAGAGGCCACAGUAGUAGUGACGGCGCAGGGUAGUUCUCAAGUGCAUAUUCGAAAGAUUUCUCCAAAGUGCCGAUAGUAUAUAAGAUCUGUUUUUCUUCUCCUUUACUUCAAAGAACCGCUGUAAAGGUUUUCUAUAAAUUUUACAUUGGACAAAAGGGGAAAGUCGCCAUAUUGUGACACGAAGAUGAUUCGUGAUCGGCAACAGUGGACAAACUUACCUUUUAUAUGAAGUUUACUUUCGAUCCCUUCUGCCGCGUUUUUUUCCCUAUUCGGACCAAACUUAACUAAACUAUACGAGCUAUAUUUGAACUAGACACGCUGAACACUUGAAAUUUAGUACAGCAAAAUUUGAUGCGUGCACUGCACUGCUUUCUUUUGAAUUGAGACCAAGUGUUGAUGAACCGGAAAUAAAGAAUAGAGAGACCAAUCAGAAACCGCUCAAACGCUUCACAAUAAUGCGGUCGGCGCGUUUUUGCGAAAGACAAAUCAAUUGAACGGGCUACAGGUAGCGUUUAUAAGUUUCCUUUUUUUGUUUUACUUUUCAUAUACUUCAAUAAGCAGCAACAAGCACAAUCAAAAAAAUAUAUACUACGAAACGGAAAUGUAGAAAGAAUCAGAGAGCGACAUGUUUCAUUCGUCGGAGCGGCUGUACUGAACAGCACAAUAGAACAGUUAUUUUACGGCCAUGAUUAGUGUUUAGUGUUUCGCCUAUUAAGCAUAUUCGCUGCCAGCGAUACGGACAGGGUAGUACGGUUAGUGAACACUACGGAAUAGAGGCACAUUUGUCGACCUAUCGGCACAGAAACACAAGCACAAGGAAACGCAAUUUACUAAAGUGAAAUGAUGGAGCAAUGAAUUUAAACCUUUAGCAUCAAGAAUGUUUUCUUGUCUUAUGUAAGCGUCAACGUGAGUCACAGUACACGUACACAUCAGAUAAUUGUAGCCUCUAAUCGGGAGUGGCCGCUAGAUGUUAGUGGAGUUAAGAUUGCAUCGCCUAAAAGCAUGGCGGUUGCUGAAAUGGAAUAGAAGAAAAAAAACGAUAUCGGCACUGCAAAAUGUACAAAUCUGGCCAUCGAUCUUUUUGAAACUGUUUACCUGUGAGUCUAUAUACAAGGAAGUGUGUUUGUGUGUUAGAUCUGUGACUAAGGGGUGAAUGUAGAACUUUUUCAACUGGAUAGUGCUUUAACAAUAAACAUUACAAACGACCACCGUGGAUUUGCUGCGAGUACUACAGGCAAACGGUUGAGAGGAGCGCGUGGUGCAGAUGAGCAAGAACGUUUUUACCUGAUAACUUGUCGGCAUAGAAUUUACUAUGACUAGUGUAGCUGUAAUUCUUCAUAUUGAUUAUUUACGUUGUACGAAAAAUAAAGAGAACUACAACUCGUUUUUGGGA
Molecule: messenger RNA, 3093 nt
Organism: Anopheles aquasalis
Lineage: Eukaryota; Metazoa; Arthropoda; Insecta; Diptera; Culicidae
Product: serine-aspartate repeat-containing protein I-like
Source: RefSeq, a predicted model, not a curated record